Messenger RNA from Saimiri boliviensis boliviensis (Bolivian squirrel monkey), 534 nucleotides. The record is from RefSeq and is a predicted model, not a curated record. Lineage: Eukaryota; Metazoa; Chordata; Mammalia; Primates; Cebidae.
AUGAAUGUCUCCCUUCGCUUUGGGGAAAUGGAGGGAGAACUUAGCCUGAUUAGGACGCUGACCAAGGAGGACAAGCAGCAUGAAAGCAAACUAAUACAAUGGCUGAGAUUCGAAGGGCCAGAAGUCGCCGCCACAGUAGUGCACAUGAAUGUCCUGGCUGAUGCUCUCAAGAACAUCAACAAUGCCGAAAAAAGAGGCAAACGCCAGGUGAUUAGGCUGUGCUCCAAAGUCAUCUUCCGGUUUCUUGCUGUGAUGAUGAAGCAUGGUUACAUUGCUGAAUUUGAAAUCAUUGAUGAUCACAGAGCUGGGAAAAUUGUUGUGAACCUCACAGGCAGGCUAAACAAGUGUGGCGUGAUCAGCCCCAGCUUUGAUGUGCAACUCAAAGCUCUAGAAAAAUGGCAGAAUAAUCUGCUUCCAUCCUGCCAGUUUGGUUUCGUUGCACUGACAACCUCAGCUGGCAUCAUGGACCGUGAAGAAGCAAGACAAAAACACACAAGAGGGAAAAUCCUGGGAUUCUUUUUCUAGGGAUGUAAU